This is a messenger RNA of Xiphias gladius (swordfish), 1653 nucleotides long. RefSeq names its product carbonic anhydrase VII (gene ca7). Gene Ontology annotation, biological process: regulation of intracellular pH. The record is from RefSeq and is a predicted model, not a curated record. The coding region runs from base 129 to 917 and encodes 262 amino acids. Gene Ontology annotation, molecular function: carbonate dehydratase activity; zinc ion binding. The transcript is spliced from 7 exons. NCBI's taxonomy places the organism in Eukaryota, Metazoa, Chordata, Actinopteri, Istiophoriformes, Xiphiidae. Gene Ontology annotation, cellular component: cytoplasm.
UUGGCCACCACAGAAACUUCAUCAAUAGCCCCACCGGCCGACGUCCGUGUCCGUCCUCCAAGUUUGCACCGGGGCGCAGGAGUCAAACAACGAGGGCUUGGUCAGACUUGGAUCCACAAUCCGGGACAAUGACGGGAAACAACUGGGGAUAUGGAAAAGAGGACGGUCCUUCUGUAUGGCACAAAAACUACCCUGUUGCCGAGGGGAGCCGACAGUCUCCCAUUGACAUCAUACCUCAGCAGGCUUCACAUGACCCCAGUCUGGGCCCGAUUGUCCUAAACUACGAUCAGUGUACCUCCAUCAACAUCGCCAAUAAUGGACACUCUGUAGUUGUAGAGUUUGAUGACUCUGAUGACCGUUCAGUGAUCCGGGGAGGCCCUCUUGACAACCCCUACAGACUGAAACAGUUUCACUUCCACUGGGGUGGAAAGGGCUGCCAUGGCUCUGAGCACACCGUUGAAGGAAAUAACUAUGCAUCUGAGCUUCAUUUAGUACACUGGAAUGCUGUCAAGUACAAGACGUUCGGGGAGGCGGCAACAGCUCCCGAUGGCCUCGCUGUGCUCGGCAUCUUUUUAGAAACAGGUGACGAUCACAGGUGGCUCCACAUGAUAACAGACACUCUGUACAUGGUGAAAUUUAAGGGCAGCAUCACAGGUUUCAAGGGUUUCAACCCCAAGUGCCUCCUACCCAGCAGCCUCCACUACUGGACCUACCUGGGAUCACUGACCACACCCCCUCUACAUGAGAGUGUCAUCUGGAUCGUCCUGAAGGAGCCAAUCAUCGUGUCUGAAAAACAGCUUGGCAAGUUUAGAAUGCUUCUGUUCACUGGAGAGGAAGAGGAUCAGAGGAUACGCAUGGAAAACAACUUCAGGCCUCCCCAGCCUCUCAAAGGCAGGAAAGUGCGUUCCUCCAAUUAAUGUCACCUCAACAGAUCUGACGUUUAUAGAUAACAAAAGCUCUUUUAGACAACAGUGAAUGCAUAAAUUUGAGUGUAACUUUUUAUGUCAUGGUAGCUUGCCCUGAGGAGGAUUUCUGAUUUACUUUGUAUAGAAGGAAAAAGUUCAAGGAGUAAUUCUCAUCUCUGCCAGCACAUUGAGAUGUCUGUUUCCCUCUACUGGUCAGAAGAUAUACAGGCAGAGGGAGGGAUUUUUUUUUUUUUUUUUUUUUAAAUGAUUUUUAGGGAAAAAUAAAGGAGAUGUUAUGAAGCAAUACAAUAUUAGCUGUCAGCAAGUUUAUUAUUUGACUAAUACUACUAUAUGCUAUCAUAUGUGCUAUACGAUCUCCAUUCUGAGAUUAAACUGCAUCCUGCCCGAAGUGUCACAUUUCUUGGUCCAGUGUUUCUACUAGGCAAGAGGGUAAUGCAUACUGUUAAUAACAGCUCACCCCUGAAGCUGCACUUGUAAGGAAAAUAUAUGCACAGUCCAGUAUGUAAAUACUUGGCAAGAGGCCCUGAUGUCUCACUUGGUUGAGUUACGGCAGCUUUGUGUGAUGCUGGUCCUUAUUUAGAUGGACUUGGAUUUUACUAAUGCAGAGGUAUGGCAGUGAAGAACUUAUGUUGUUCCCAUACAACAAAUGCACAUGUGAAUAAAUGCACCUUAGUCAUGAUUGUUUUAUGUUGUUGAUGUAAAAGAAAAUAAAAAAAUUGUAAUUUAA